CCAACUUCUGCAGUCAAAAGCUGGGGGCUCUUACCGGCGGGUUACGAAUUGAGCACCUGUUCAACAUGACGCUCUUCAUGCUGUUGCUGUUGGUGACGUCAUGCAGCAGCUAUUCUAUCAAGGCAGUGGAAGAUUCAGGAAUCGAAUCUGACAACGGCAGUGCUGCUUACGAUCUCAACAAAAUGAGCCCGAUUGCUGCACUCCCGCCUACUGUGUCGGGAGCGACUGAACAGUUUUUUUAUAUUAAUACCGAAAAACUGAAUGAAAUCGCACGUAAUAUAACUGCUGUUACUGGACAACAUCUCGCCGGUAUCAAGAUUGGAGAAGCAUCUUCUGAGUCUGAAGUUGACUCGAACCGGUCCGAAGCUCACAGUGUCAGUAAACGAGAAAUCAGCAGUCAACUUGAAGAUAAUUUGGACCAAAAGAGCAAUGGUUCAACUUGGAAACAGACGCGCAGUGCCGACUUGCUUGGAAUUAAAGACCAGUGGGAAGACGACUCAUACGAAUCAGUGAACGAGUCAAUUUGGGAAGAGGCUUAUAAUGCCAGUGGACUUGAAAUUGAAGGCCAAUGGGAAGAUGAGUCAAACGAAUUAGCGAAUGGGUCCUUUUGGCAACAAGAACACAGUGCCAAUGGACAUGGAAUCGAAGGCCAGUGGGAAGAUGACUCUGAUGAAAUAACGAAUGACUCUAUAUGGAAACGGACGCGUAGUACCGAUGGAUAUGGCAUCGAAGGCAAAUGGAAAGAUGACUCUGAUGAAAUAACGAAUGGCUCUAUUUGGAAAGGGACGCGCAGUGCCGAUGUACUUGACAUCGAAGGCCAGUGGGAAGAUGACUCUGAUGAAAUAACAAAUGGUUCUAUUUGGAAACAGUCGCGCAGUACCGAUGGACUUGCAAUCAAUGGCCAGUGGGAAGAUGACUCAAACGAAGUGACGAAUGGCUCUAAUUGGAAAGGAACGCUCAGGGUCAAUAAGCUUGGAAUACAAAGGGAAGACGACUCAGACUUGGCAAAUGAAUCUAUUUGGGAACAGGCACGCAGAGCUUUAAGACUUAAAGAUGACGAUGACCAGUCUGACGAGGCUACGAAUGAUCCGGUCAUAGACAAAGCUCGUCCUAAACGUCAUUCUCACAAUGAAAGCAGUGAGUCUUACGAAGUUGAAGAAGCCAACGACAAAUCAAAGAAUGCUACAACUUUUGACCAGGCACAAAGUGUCAGCGGACUCGAACGCUAUGAAGAGGAAAAAGAUAUUCCCGACGAGAUAACAUAUGAUUCAGAGUGGGACGAUUGGCCAGAGCAGCAAAGUUUAGAGGAAGAGUAUGAGGAAAACUUUUUAGAACUUGAGCCUGAUGAAAUUGAGAGAAGUUUACGUAGUGUCAACGUACAAGACGGAGACAACAAAUUAAAAUCAAUACCUGAGGAAGAAGACCUUAAUAUUAGAGGACAAGAAAACCUUAAUAAUAACGAAGACGUACUGUCUCAAGAAGAGGUUGAAGUGGAUCCAACUCGUUUCAAACGCUGGGUUGUUAGUAAGUUCUCCGACAAAAGUUCAAGCGAAGAAGCGAAUGACUCAGCUUCAGAAGAAGAGCGCUCACUAACUUACGAUAGCGCCGAAAACGCUACCGAAGAUUUCCGUCCCCUGCAGGAUGUAAGCGACCAAAUGAUAAAUGAUGAACAGUGGAAAAAUGAAACAGCAGCGACAAGAAAAACUAGGGAAACUGCAGAAACGCAAAGCAAACGACGAGGAGUAUCACUUGAACCUAUAAAGCCCGCUGACUGGGACGGUUUGAAUAGGAAUUUCAAGGACCGAAUGGCACCUGAAGAGAACUGGACCCGUGGACCGCAGAAAGACGAAUUCAGGAGCGCCCGCGACCUGAACUCCAAUGACGAAGACAACUCCUCGCAUGAACAACCUCUCUCAAUUUAUGAAGAGAAACAAGAUUAUCUUCUGCCAGACGAAAGAGAAAACGCAACUGUGAAGCGAAGUAUUACUGGCUUCAAAUCUAGCCAAACAGCAGCAGAUUUGGGAGUUGUUCAAGCAGAACUAAAUUCUACAAACUUUGCUGUCAAUAUUAGAUAUCGCCAAUUCACGGAAGCGCUGCCAAACGAUAAGAGAGCAUGGGCAGGCGCUAAAGAGCAAAAUUUGGGUGAAAGUCGCCGUUUAUCAAACGAGCAAAAGAUAACCAAGGAUUCAAGAGUCGAUUCAGAAAUUAAUGUAAUUCAGAAUUCUAGGCGUCGUCGUUUCGAAAAAUUUCCGGAUGAAAAAAACACCAAUACAAAUGAUUCUGAAGAGAUAAACAUUUCUAACUCCCUCCCAAAGUCAGCAGAUUACGCCUCAGACGUCGAAAGCCUAGAAGCUACAGAGGAGUUACAGGGCAUUAAAUCAACCACUGAAUUCCCUGUGUCUUCCGAAUCUAUUAUUUACUCCGCACCUGAAAUAAUAUCAAGACUCUCGAGGAACACUAACGAGGACGGCUUCGAAAAAGAACUGGAAGACGCUGAUGGCAAAUCAAUCGUAGAAAUAUCUGGAAAAUUAACUGACAAGCGCCUCGAAGAAAUAUUAAACAAGGACAACAAUGAGCCAGUGGAGCCCCAGAACGGAAGUGGCAUUGGGAACGAGGAAAGUUUGGAUCCCCAAAGUGGAAGUGACACUUGGGAUGAGGAAGGUUCGGAAACCCAGAAUGGGAGUGGCAUUGAGGACGAGGAAAGUUCGGAUCCCCAGAAUGGAAGUGACAUUUGGGAUGAGGAAGGUUCGGAGUCCCAGAACGGAAACGGCAUUGGGGACGAGGAACAUUCGGGGCCUUAUAACGGAAGUGUCAUUGGAGACAAGGAACGUUCAGAGCUCCAGAAAGGCUGGAGGAAGAGGCGCGCGGUGGCAGUUUUCCCCAAUCAUAAGGUCAUCGUUCGAGCCCCACAGUGCAGCCUCAGCUUCCCCGCCAUCCACGUGGCUGUGGAUGACAUCGCCUUCUUCAGAACACCAGAAUUUCCGCUUUUCCUGCCGCCAUUCACCUUCUGUGGUUGGUCCUUCAAGUCAGACGAAGAGACGGCGCUACGUCUGACGUGCGCGUCUGUCUCGCUGGGGGCGGGCGAGUACAUCCUCGUCUGGGACGCUGACGAUGGUGAACGUCUCCUCGGAGCGACCAAUCAAAACGGCGCUUUGAUCCAGUGGGCGUUCGUGGGCAACCACGGCAGGGUGGGCCUGCUCUCAGAGUUUGGUGGACCGAACAAAGGCUUCACUUGUCGCAUCACCGCUGAAGAUACCAGCCUGGCAGCCGCAUUAGAAGACGCUUUUUCUAUAAAUUCAGCGUUUACUACUCGUAGAACUACAACUACAACUGUUCCAACCACUACGGCACCAAAAACUACUACUUCUGAGACUCCAACAACAACAACACCCACCACAACAGCAACACCCACCACAACAACAACACCCACCACCACAACAACCACAACACCC
Molecule: messenger RNA, 3452 nt
Organism: Hyalella azteca
Lineage: Eukaryota; Metazoa; Arthropoda; Malacostraca; Amphipoda; Hyalellidae
Product: cell wall protein IFF6-like
Exons: 6
Source: RefSeq, a predicted model, not a curated record